Molecule: messenger RNA, 447 nt
Organism: Solanum tuberosum (potato)
Lineage: Eukaryota; Viridiplantae; Streptophyta; Magnoliopsida; Solanales; Solanaceae
Exons: 1
Coding region: 1-447 (148 amino acids)
Source: RefSeq, a predicted model, not a curated record
AUGUUUGUUCUCUCUGUAACAAUUGAAGAUGAGCUCUUGCAACGAAUUAAGAAUGCCAAGACACCCAAAGAAGCUUGGGACACAUUGGCAACGAUUUUUACAAAGAAGAAUGAUGCGAGAUUACAAAGGCUUGAAAAUGAGCUUUUGUCGAUCUCUCAACGAAAUAUGACAAUCAACCAAUACUUCUUAAAGGUAAAAUCUUUAUCUGAUGAAAUAUCAAAAUUAGAUCUUGAGAAUGCUAUCACGGAGACAAGAAUGAGAAGAAUCAUUGUUCAUGGUCUGAGGCCGAAGUACAAAGGCAUAAUUACAUCCACACGGGGGUGGGCCACAGAACCAACUUUAUUUGAGUUGGAAAAUCUGUUGGCAAAUGAAGAAGAUUUGGAAAAGCCAUUAUCAAGUCUCACUAUAAAACAUGAAGGCACUCUUCACGAAAAGACAAGACUAUAA